This is a messenger RNA of Pundamilia nyererei, 1677 nucleotides long. RefSeq names its product perforin 1.3 (gene prf1.3). NCBI's taxonomy places the organism in Eukaryota, Metazoa, Chordata, Actinopteri, Cichliformes, Cichlidae. The record is from RefSeq and is a predicted model, not a curated record. The coding region runs from base 1 to 1677 and encodes 558 amino acids. Gene Ontology annotation, molecular function: wide pore channel activity; calcium ion binding; pore-forming activity. The transcript is spliced from 8 exons. Gene Ontology annotation, cellular component: membrane. Gene Ontology annotation, biological process: immunological synapse formation; T cell mediated cytotoxicity; defense response to virus.
AUGGCUGUUCCCCCCGCGGCAGCAGCGGCUGCAGUCAGUUAUUCCUUCACUGCGAUGCUGUCCUCCUUCCUCCUCCUCGUCUUCCUCCCUCUCUGUCUGGGGUGUCAGACCAGCUCGUUCACCGAGUGUCAGAAGGUCCCCUUCGUGCCGGGUCACAAUCUGGUCGGCGAGGGUUUCGAUGUGGUGAAGCUGCAGACCAGCGGGGCCCUUGUGGUCAACGUGAAGGACUACAUGGUGGGGGGUGCUCAGGGGAACUGCACCGUGUGCCACAACCGCCUCCUCAACCAGAUCCAGAAGCUGCCCGUUUCAGUGCUCGACUGGCGCAUCAAGGUGCAGUGCGAGCACAGCCUCAGCAGCAAGCUCUUUGAGUCCAGCCAGUCAGUGAUGAAGGAGAGGAGUUCAUCGCUGGGAGUCAGCUGGAAGGUGGGCCUCGGCAUUAAGGGAAUUGCUGGUGUCGCCAUCGGAGGAUCUCACUCCAUGUCAUCAACGUUUGCAGAGUCUCGCAGCCGGAGUGAUAAGUUUAGCUUCACUAGCCACGAAUUCAAAUGCAAAUACUACACCUUCCGUCUUCACUCCCGUCCCCCACUGAGCAAAGAGUUUGAGGUCUCCCUGAAGAACCUUCCCUCCACCUAUGAUCACAAAAACACCUCCGCCUUCCGUCAGUUUAUCUCCAUCUACGGGACCCACUUUAUCCGCAGAGUUCAACUCGGGGGUCGGGUUCACUCCAUGACCGCAAUCCGGACCUGCCAAACCUCCAUGUCUGGACUGUCAAUCCAGGCUGUCAGCACCUGUCUGUCUGCCGAAGCCAGCGCAACCAUUAAGGGCAUCCCUGUUCACGCCUCCAGUGAGUUCUGCCGCCGGAAGAGCAAGAGCCUUAAAACCGCUUCAACCUUCAGUGCGGCCUUCUCCGACAGGAAGACCCAGGUGCUGGGCGGAGAUGGGGGUAUAACGGACAUCCUGUUCAAUCCCAGAGGGUCUGAGGGGUAUAAGAAAUGGCUUGCGUCUCUGAAGAGUGUCCCAGGAGUGGUUUCCUACCAGAUCAGCCCUCUGCACUUAUUGAUAAGAGACAAUCCCAUCCUAAAGGCCAGCCUGCGAGACGCCAUCAGUGACUACAUUCUCACAAGCGCCAAGCCGCUCCACUGCCCCGUCAACUGCAAGAUUGGCCACCGGAAGCAGAACUGCGCGUGCCAAUGUCAAGGUCAUCGAAUGGUUGACUCCCAUUGCUGUCCUGCCGCGGCAGGUGUAGCUCAGAUGAACGUGACGGUGGUCCGAGCUGAGGCACUGUGGGGCGACUAUUUCAGCAAGACAGACGGAUAUGUUAAAGUUUUCUACAACAACCAAGGAGGCACGACGCCAGUGAUCUGGAACAACAACUUCCCCCAGUGGAACUACCUCUUUACUUUUGGAAGCAUCAACCUCAAAGAACGAAAACCCGUUGUUUUCGAGGUUUGGGAUCGGGACAGCAUCUGGGACGAUGACCUGCUGGGGAAAGUGUCUGUCAUCCCCACGAUGGGUCGAAACAUCAACAAGAAGUUCAAGCUGAAGCACGGCUCAGUGCUGGUCCGCCUGUCUGUCGUGUGCGGUCCCAGCCUGGAGGGGUCGCUGUGCGAGCGCUACAUCCCCUCGCCUACCUACCAGGACGUGAUGGGAUAUGCAAAGAACCACCAGGGUUACUGA